AUGCUUUCUCUUAAUGAGGGAAAUUAUCCGGGAGCCAGUUGUCCAGGGCGCAAUUAUUGGGGGGGCAAAGUGGAUCAAGUGGAAAAGAAAAAGGAGCCGGUGCAAAAAACCUUACGCAAACGCAACCUUGUCUUUGAUGAGGAACACUUCCAGGAUGCUUUCCUACGCUGCAUCAUUUGCCGUGAUGUUUUCAAUGAAACGAAUAGGGCCCCCAAGACCCUGCCAUGCCAACACACUUUCUGCUUACAUUGUUUCAUGGAGAUGUUUCGAGUUGAAGGUGAAUACCGUCAAUCCCUAACGUCUGCUUUCAGGGGAAUGCCAAGAGCUGUAAAAAUUCAGUGCCCCACCUGCCGUGACAGCAUCAUUGCCUCUGAAGAUGAUUUACGACGUUUGCCCAAUGACAACACCAUACUGGAACUUCUGCGCUUUGUGCAAGAGACAGGAAUUACUGAUAUAGCUUAUUGUGCAAAACACCAGUUGCAGCCUCUGAAUUUCUUUUGUGAGCUAUGUGUAACAGCUGUGUGCUGUGACUGCACUGUAUUGGAUCACAAGGAGAAAAAUGGUCAUAUUGUGAUGAGCAUGGAGGAAGCCUUGAAAAAAUACACUCCCGUGAUUGACAGCUCGAUCAGCGAGAUGGAGUCACGUCGCCAGCAGUUUAAGGAAAAGCGGAUGGAAGUGUCGAAGAGGUUAGAGGAUGUGCGUCAGAUGGAACAGAACGUGUCGUCAGGGAUCAAGAAGACUUUCCAGAUAAUACGGGACGUGAUAAAAGAGCGGGAACAGAUGCUGCUGAAUAUGUCCGAGCGAGAGGUGGAGAAGAAGCGGUCAGACCUGCAGGAGAAUUUGAACCAUAUAAAGGAGCGGGAAGAAAACAUGAUGAGCCAAAUAAAGAUACUGGAAACUGCCAAAGAGGAAAAAGACAUCCAGUACAUGUUCAAUGUGUUCAACAUGGCCCAGGAUUCACUUGUUGAGUCACUGGAGCUACCUUACCGCGUUGAUGAUGACUUUGGGCUAUCAUUCAACUUUGAAGACGACAAAAUGGAUGAUCUGGCCAGUCAAUUAAAGGACUUUGCUAUCUGUCUAUCUAUCUAUCUAUCUAUCUAUCUAUCUAUCUAUCUAUGUCUACUCCUUUCUAAGUUUGUUCAUUUCUAUCUAUCUAUCUAUCUAUCUAUCUAUCUAUCUAUCUAUCUAAGUCUACUCCUUUCUAAGUUUGUUUAUUUCUAUCUAUCUAUCUAUCUAUCUAUCUAUCUAUCUAUCUUUGUUCAUCUAUCUAUCUAUCUAUCUAUCUAUCUAUCAUCUAUCUAUCUAUCUAUCUAUCUAUCUAUCUAUCUAUCUAUCUAUCUCUAG
Messenger RNA from Acanthosepion pharaonis, 1344 nucleotides. Lineage: Eukaryota; Metazoa; Mollusca; Cephalopoda; Sepiida; Sepiidae. The record is from the annotation of a GenBank genome assembly.